AUGGCUGUGCUGCACUUCCGCUCCGUGGGCCAAGGCACACCUAUUCUAGUCAUACACGGAUGGACCAUCGACUCUACCGCGGAAUUGAGCGAUCUUGAACCCAUCUUCGUCCAAAGGCCUGGCUAUCGACGACUUUACGUUGACUUGCCCGGGCAUGGCUCGACACCGAUCGAUGGUGUAAAGAACCUCGAUGAGAUGCUCGACCGCGUCACUCGUUUCAUCGAGCACGAGAUCCUGCCAAAGAAGUUUCUGGUCGCUGGAUCAUCCUGCGGCGCUUAUUUCGCCAGGGCUGUUGUAUACCGCUUCCAAGAAGAUGUCGUAGGCUUAAUGCUUCGGGUACCUCAUGUGGGACUGAAGGAUUCGGAGAGAGACAUCGAUCCCGUCCAACUUGUCGUGGUCAACUCAGCUGCGCUUGACCAGGUCUACAUCCCUCUGGCUUCCGGGGAAGAUCUAAAAAGUACCUCAGUGCAGACAACCGACUAUCUGACUGCUACCCUGGGCAGAUACCAAAACCUCAUCGCCCCUGCUAUUGCAGCUGCGGACACCAAACCCUUGGCCAAGAUACGAGACGAUGCCACAAGCUAUGUACUUACUUGCCCAUUUCACACUCCACAGGUCCCGUUUGUGAAGCCUUCACUCAUUGUCGCUGGAAGACAGGAUGACGUGGUAGGUUAUAGAGAUGGUUGGAGUCUGCUACCUUCAUACCCACGAGCGACACACAUCGUGAUGGAUCGUGCUGGUCAUGGUCUUCCUGUCGACGAGAUUGAGGCGAGGCUGUUUCGGACACUGGUAGAAGAUUGGCUGGAUCGUGUCAAGGAGACGGAUAUGCAUCAUUGA
Molecule: messenger RNA, 837 nt
Organism: Recurvomyces mirabilis
Lineage: Eukaryota; Fungi; Ascomycota; Dothideomycetes; Mycosphaerellales; Teratosphaeriaceae
Exons: 1
Coding region: 1-837 (278 amino acids)
Source: RefSeq, a predicted model, not a curated record